This is a messenger RNA of Glycine soja, 1812 nucleotides long. RefSeq names its product aldehyde dehydrogenase family 2 member C4-like. The transcript is spliced from 9 exons. Bases 168 to 1673 code for a protein of 501 amino acids. Lineage: Eukaryota; Viridiplantae; Streptophyta; Magnoliopsida; Fabales; Fabaceae. Gene Ontology annotation, molecular function: aldehyde dehydrogenase (NAD+) activity. The record is from RefSeq and is a predicted model, not a curated record.
CGUGAGUUGUAUAUGACAUGUUUCUCUGUGCACCCAUUGUUCUUGUCUCAAAGUAAAAGUGUGUGUAUAUAAAAGAGGUCCCUCUUCUCAGUUCUUUGAAAACCUCAACAACUCAACACGUUGCCUCUACUCUCUGCAGCUUUUAAUUUGUUUGCAGGCACACAACCAUGGCUGCUCUCUCCAACGGCCACGACGCUUCCUUCUUCAAGAUGCCCUCCAUCAAGUUCACCAAGCUCUUCAUCAAUGGAGAAUUUGUUGAUUCCCUUUCAGGGAAGGAGUUUGAAACAAUAGAUCCCAGGACAGGAGAAGUGAUUACAAGAAUCGCAGAAGGAGCAAAAGAAGACAUUGAUGUUGCUGUCAAAGCGGCACGUGACGCUUUCGACUAUGGUCCAUGGCCCCGUAUGCCCGGUGCUGAAAGAGCAAAAAUCAUGAUGAAAUGGGCAGACUUAAUUGAUCAGAACAUCGAGGAAAUAGCAGCAUUGGAUGCCAUUGAUGCAGGGAAGUUGUACCAUUGGUGCAAGGCUGUUGACAUUCCUGCUGCAGCAAAUACUAUUCGUUACUAUGCCGGUGCUGCGGAUAAAAUUCAUGGGGAGGUCUUAAAAGCGUCUAGGGAGUUCCAUGCAUAUACUUUGUUAGAACCAAUUGGUGUUGUAGGACACAUUAUUCCGUGGAAUUUCCCCAGCACCAUGUUUGUUGCCAAGGUGAGUCCUUCCUUGGCUGCUGGUUGCACAAUGGUCCUCAAGCCUGCUGAACAAACACCUCUCUCGGCCUUGUUUUAUGCUCAUCUUGCUAAGCUGGCUGGAAUUCCAGAUGGAGUGCUUAAUGUAGUACCCGGAUUUGGCCAAACUGCAGGUGCUGCAAUAAGCUCACACAUGGACAUUGAUAAGGUAAGCUUUACGGGUUCAACAGAAGUGGGGCGUGAAGUAAUGCGUGCUGCAGCUAAUAGUAAUUUGAAACCAGUUUCACUUGAGCUAGGAGGCAAGUCACCCGUCAUAGUUUUUGAUGAUGCUGAUGUAGAUAAAGCUGCUGGACUUGCUCUCAUGGGCAUCCUAUUUAAUAAGGGAGAAAUUUGUGUUGCAGGCUCCCGUGUGUUGGUUCAGGAAGGAAUCUAUGAUGAAUUUGAGAAGAAAUUGGUGGAAAAAGCAAAUGCUUGGGUGGUUGGUGAUCCUUUUGAUCCUAAAGUUCAGCAAGGGCCUCAGGUUGACAAGAAGCAAUUUGAAAAGAUUCUUUCCUAUAUCGAGCAUGGAAAGAAAGAAGGUGCAACCCUUUUGACAGGGGGCAAAAGAGUGGGCAACAAGGGUUACUACAUUGAGCCUACAAUUUUCUCUAAUGUUAAGGAGGACAUGCUUAUAGUACAAGAUGAAAUAUUUGGCCCUGUGAUGGCUUUGAUGAAGUUUAAGACUAUUGAAGAUGCAAUUAAGAUUGCCAACAAUACAAGGUAUGGCCUAGCAUCAGGCAUUGUGACAAAGAGUUUGGACACAGCCAACACUGUGUCAAGGUCCAUUCGUGCAGGCAUUGUUUGGAUCAACUGUUAUUUUGCCUUUGGGGAUGACAUUCCUUAUGGGGGGUACAAGAUGAGUGGAUUUGGAAGAGAUUUUGGAAUGGAAGCCCUACACAAGUAUCUUCAAGUUAAAUCUGUUGUAACUCCCAUUUACAAUUCUCCCUGGCUUUGAUUUUUUUUAUUUUUUUUUGUGUUGUGUGGAUAUAAACAAUGGUGAACUAUAGAAGAGCUUCCUUAAACGUAUACUUCAUCAAAUUAAUAAGUGUUUAAAUACAUUUUUAGUCAUUGUAAUUUAAUAUUUUUUUAUUUUU